UAUAUAUAUAUGAAGAACUGUUUAAUGGUUGUGUAUGGUUAUGUGGAGACAUAAAAAACUAUAUCUUUCAUAAAACAAAAUGAAACUAAUUUUUUUUUUGUUUGCUUUAAGUAUGAGAAAAAUUGAGUAUAGAAAAAGUACUGAGAGUAAAAAAAGGUGGUUACUAGCAACUCACUCGUUUUGAACUGUACUUUCAACAAAAAUAAUAAAAAAUACAGAAGUCGCACCCCAAACAAAACUGUAAAAGUUCACUUAUAUAUAUAUAUGUACAUACAACACACACACACACACACAUAUAUAUGUAACACACAAACACACAUAUAUAUAUAUAUAUAUACACACAUGUUUGCAUAUGAAGAUGUUGCAAGAUAUCAGUGCCAACUGUGAUUAGUUAACUAGUGUACAAAGUACAAGCAACAUAUGUAUGUGUGUGGUGUGUGUGUGUGUAUACAUACGUACACGGAAUUAACACGCAUAUAAGUAAGUGCAACAUAUAGAAAUACAUAAUUUUACACACAGGCCUAUAUAAUGCCAAAUACAUAUAUAUAUGUUAUUUUAGUUUAACGUUUAAUUAAGAAUGUCAGUGUGCAGUAUUCCCUGACGUUAUACUGCCGGUACAUCCACGGAGUUUCUGAAAAUCUACACGUGAAAUCUUCUAUUGGAAACAUCAGUUAAUGAACAUUCGUCGAUAUCAAGAAACCAUUGGAAACGGAAUAUACCUCAGAAUAUCCUGCUAAGCAAUCUUGUUUGCCGGUGAGUUUCCACGUAUCCAACACUUCUGUUCUUUUUAAUCCGUCUAGAAAUAUCUCCUGAAGAUUGCUUAUGAAGAUGUAAUGAAAAGAUUCUGAAAUCAAUAACUCUCCAGCGAAAGAAUUAUUUUUAAAAUAUUAAAAAUCUACGAAUAUACAUUAUUCAGUGAUGGCAGUUUGGGGGCAUCUCACAUCUACUGAAAGCUACUAAGUGUAUAGCCAUACUCCCUCUAAGCUAUACAAACUCACCAAAAAAGAAGUAAGAAAAAUAUUGAUUUGCAAAAGCAAAGCAAAAUCAUGUACAGAUACGGAUUGAAACACAUUUCCUUAGUGCCCCUAAUGUGCACUUAUAUUUUACUUAUUUUGAUAAUUGGAACAACAUUUUCUCUGGCUUUUGAAAAUUCUGUGACCGAAGCAUCAGUCAGAAACACAACGGUAGAGGGCUAUUACACAUAUCAAUAUUUAGACCUGAAUGCAACAGACGAUGAUAUAAAUGAGUAUGGAACAUCUGAUGGAGGAAAAAAUGAAGGGAAUGAUGUUGCUGGCUCUGUCGAUGACGAUGACGAUAUUGUUUCUAAAUUUCUCAGUCUUGUCGAAGAAUAUAAGAAGAAUAAGAAAAACUGCACGAAAGGUACAUCAUAUAAUCUUGGUGCGGGUGUAGUACGUCAGUAUGGUUUAAACAGGUUCAAAAAGCAAGCAGAUGUAGCCUUAAGCAGAGCUAACCUCCUUACAAGACUUUGGAAGAAUGACCCAUCAGGUUUGAUGGAUUCAGAGUUCCUUCUAUAUUCCAGUGUAAGAAAUAUGGUCGAAGGUGACCCUGAUAUGUUUGCAGCUGGAAAUUGUUAUAACGUCAAUGAAUACAAGGAUUAUUACUUAUUCUGUCCUUACGCUUAUAUCAUGCCUGAUGGACGUAUCAACGUGAAAGAUUUGUCAGUUGAAUACGAUUACUAUACAAACGAUUGGUUUUACAACUGCAGAGUAAGUGCUAAUAAACGAAUACAAACAGCAAAUUACACAGUUGAUGUUUGGCAGAAACGCUAUAAUGACACCUAUCAAGGAGAAUUCUUAAACGAUUCCAUCAUAUUGGUCCGUUAUGAAGAUGGCUAUUGGAGCAAACCAUAUUUCGACUGCGGCGGAGGAUACAUUUGGAUGAUGACUUAUAUUACACCGUUUUUCGGGUUUAAAAAUGAUAGCUUUUAUUUCAAAGGCACAAGUGGCAUUGAUAUAGAUUUGGAAAAAGUAGACAUCAACCAAUGUCCUCAGACAGAUGGUUCUAAAGAAACAAAUGUUUUUGCCGGUUCUCAUCGAUGUCGAAUGGAAACUACCAAGUGUAUUCCCAUCAGAGGACUCGGUUUUCGAAGAGGUUCCUACCGAUGUGUUUGCAAAGAUUCUUUCUACUUUCCCAAUGUUACAGCGGAACAUAGAUAUUUCUUCGGUACAGAUGUAGAACACGAAUACGAAAAGGCAAAGAGAAAAGAACCAAACAGUUAUUAUAAUAGUUUCGCUUGCCUUCCUUGUGCACCAGGCUGCGAGACAUGUGUUGAUGGAAGUCCAUGCAUUUUAGCACUUAACUGGGUUCUGAGAAGCAUUGUUCUAGGAAUUGCAGGAUUAAUCAUGUGCUGUAUUCCGAUAUUAAUCUGGUUCACAGUGCAAUAUCGAGAGGUCAAGGUUCUUAAGGCCUCCAGUCCGUUGUUGAUGCGGAUUAUUCUUCUGGGAGCAUUUUUCUUAUAUUGUCCCCAAAUUGUGGGCUACUUUGAAGCGUCGGUAAUCACUUGUUGUCUGCGUUUCUGGUUACGAGAAAUAGGAUUUUCGAUAUCAUACGGAGCUCUCCUGUUAAAAACAUGGCGGAUAUCUGUUGUGUUUCGAGUCCGUUCAGCUCAAAGAAUAAAGAUAUCAGACGCAGAUUUAAUAAAAAGGCUGGUUAUCAUAGUUUUGAUAUUCGCAGCUUUUCUUUCUGGACGAACAAUAGCUGGACGUCCGAGAGUUGUAAAAGGUAAACACACUAGUGGAUUGCAAGCGUUCCAAUGUUCGUCUGAUUGGUGGGACCAUUCGGCUGCCAUAGCCGAGCUUCUCUUCCUCCUCUGGGGAGUACGAUUAUGUAUUGUUGUACGAAAAGCACCGUCUGAAUUCAACGAAAGUCGGUUUAUAAGUUGGGCCAUAUACAACGAAACUUUACUUUCAUUAUUUUUAAAUGUUUCCAUGAUAUUUUUCCAGGAUCCAUUCCCAUCUAAUCCUGAUCUACUUUAUCUUGUCGUCUUCAUACAUUCACAACUUACAACAACAGUGACACUGGCUUUUCUCUUUGGAAGCAAGGCAUACCACGUAUACAAGACUCGAGGGAAAGAACAACAGCAACAGCAGUCGCAUUCGACAAUGUUAGCACGAACUGGCAAAUUCGUACCAGGCUCCAAGUCAACAACAGCAGUGUUAAGUACAUUUACCUCAAGUGGCAAUCCUUCUGCCAUUGGAGACAAAACAGAGGAAGGAGAAAAUGAAAGUUUCCUUGAGAAAGAUAUACAGGAAGAAUUCCGCCGCCUAUACACUCAACUGGAAUUACUUAAACAGCGAAACAUGAAGUUAGGCAAUCCUCACUUACAGCAUAAACUGUCGGCAAUGACGGAAGCGGCAAAAAAAGAUGAUUUGCCAGAGUCGACUCCGUCAUCACCGAACAUUAACGGGAAACGUGUGGUAAUCAACUUGGACGACUAUCACGAGGCUACAAGCUUAUAAGAAGCAUAGCAAGAUGAAACAACAUCCUUCGAUAAAAAUAAGAAUGUGUUGCAAACGACUGAAAGACAGAAAGCAAUAUAUAUAUAAUGCAAGUGGAAUAUGUAACCAAAAUCCCCAAAACUGCUCAAAGUAUUUUAACUUCGAACUCAACAAUGCGCAAGUUUGAAGGAAAGUGCAUCACUUACACUCAGAUACGUAUGUAUGUAUGUAUGUAUGUAUGUAUGUAUGUAUGUAUGUAUGUAUGUAUGUAUGUAUGUAUGUAUGCAUGUACACACACACACUGAUCCAUACAUACAUAUGUGUGUGUGUGUGUGUGUGUGUGUGUAUUUUGGUACGAAAGUCUACACAAACAAGAAAAAGGGACAAGAAAAAAAACUAAAUACGAAAUACAGGGUUACAUUUUAUUUAUUGAAUGCUAAAAACUUCCCUAAUAGAUUCACAUUUACAAAAGAAAUGUAGAACAGACAGGGAAGAUUUCAGUUUAUAGCAUAUGCAUACACAUAUACAUACAUACAUACGCACACAUAUAUAGAUAUACAUGCAUGCAUAUAUACUUACAUACAUACAUAUAUAUGUGUAUGUGUGCGUGUGUGCGUGUGUACGCGCUCGUGUGUGUGUGUGUGUGUAUGAGUGUGUGUGUACUGGGAAGCCUUUACAUGCAGGAUAUUACGUAUAAAGACUUACAGAGAAACGCCUGCAGAAGAACAUCAGUCUGGAUAUAAAUUUUGAAAUAUAUUCGGAAAAAAUACAAGGACAAACAAAUAAAUAAAUAAGAAUGGUGAGAGGUUAAUCAGUCUAACCAUCAUUCUAAAUUUGCUUAGCAAAUACUUCCAAUCUUUCCUCGGAGGAAUUCAUUAGCUGUUUAUUGUAUCUUUCUUUUUUUUUUUGUUAUUAAUGUUUUCAUUAUUUUCAAAAAAGUUUGUGUUGAAAUAAGUUUUUAGUUUUUAUGUUUUUCCUUUGAACAAACAUUUUUUUUUCCGCUUUGUAUAACUUCUGUUAUUAUUGUUAAGAGAAUAGCUAUUGUUGUCGUUGUUGAUACUGUUGUUGUUGUUGUUGCUGUUGUUGUUGUUCUUCCUGAUGGGGGGAAGUUCCUAAUAUUUGUUUACUUUAUCACACAAAAAUAACACUCCUGUCUGUUGCAAUAGCAAGAAAUAUUAAAUGAAUGAAUAAAUAAAUAUAUUGAUAUCGGAAACGAUAUGUAAGUAAUAUUGUCA
Octopus sinensis (East Asian common octopus) is the source of this 4693-nucleotide messenger RNA. Its product is annotated as probable G-protein coupled receptor CG31760. Bases 1047 to 3479 code for a protein of 810 amino acids. The transcript is spliced from 18 exons. Gene Ontology annotation, cellular component: membrane. Gene Ontology annotation, molecular function: G protein-coupled receptor activity. Gene Ontology annotation, biological process: G protein-coupled receptor signaling pathway. The record is from RefSeq and is a predicted model, not a curated record. NCBI's taxonomy places the organism in Eukaryota, Metazoa, Mollusca, Cephalopoda, Octopoda, Octopodidae.